Molecule: messenger RNA, 2145 nt
Organism: Mercurialis annua (annual mercury)
Lineage: Eukaryota; Viridiplantae; Streptophyta; Magnoliopsida; Malpighiales; Euphorbiaceae
Product: protein indeterminate-domain 7
Exons: 3
Coding region: 350-1987 (545 amino acids)
Cellular component (GO): nucleus
Molecular function (GO): DNA-binding transcription factor activity
Source: RefSeq, a predicted model, not a curated record
UCACUCUUUUUCUAUCCUUUUUCUUUGUUUUUCAUAUUCAAGAAACUAUUUUUUCCCUUUAUUUCACACAAAAAAUUUAGUUUAAGGAUCUGAGUUUUUUAAGUUUUUAGUUUUUUAUUUAGUUUCUACUAGUUUCUUGUUUGUUUCUUUUCAGUUUCAUCAAAAAACCUAAGCUUGUCUCUUUGCUUCAAACCAAACUCAGAUGAAGCUUUUCUUAGUGUCAACUUAUGUAGUUUUAGUUUAGGUUUUAUUUCUUCAUGUGUCUUGUUUUUGUUCUAGGUUUUUUGAUUUUGAAAACCAAAGAUCUAUCCAUGUUUCUGCAAGAAAACUGAUAAUCUAAGAGAAAAAGAUGAUGAAAGAUUUGAUGUUUCAUCAGCAACAACAGCAAAACCAAGAGGAAAACAUGUCAAAUUUAACUUCAGCUUCAAGUGUUUCUUCAGGCAACAGAAAUGAAAGCAAUACAGUCACCAAUUACCCUAAUCCUCAGCAAUAUUUUACUCAUCCUCAACCCUCUCAAUCUCAACCACCUCUCAAGAAAAAACGAAACCUACCCGGAAAUCCAGACCCAGAUUCAGAAGUGAUAGCUUUAUCACCAAAGACAUUGAUGGCAACGAACAGAUUCUUAUGUGAGAUCUGUAACAAAGGGUUUCAAAGAGAUCAGAAUCUUCAGCUUCACAGAAGAGGACAUAAUCUGCCAUGGAAACUGAAGCAAAGAGCUAACAAAGAAGUGAUUAGAAAAAAAGUUUAUGUCUGUCCGGAAGUAACCUGUGUUCACCAUGAUCCAUCAAGAGCACUCGGUGAUUUAACAGGAGUCAAGAAACAUUUUAGCAGAAAACAUGGUGAAAAGAAGUGGAAAUGUGAUAAGUGUUCAAAGAAAUAUGCGGUUCAAUCAGAUUGGAAAGCUCAUUCCAAAACCUGUGGCACUAGAGAAUACAGAUGUGACUGUGGAACCCUUUUUUCAAGGAGGGACAGUUUUAUAACACACAGAGCUUUUUGUGAUGCUUUAGCAGAGGAGAGUGCUAGAAAUAUUACUGCUGCACCACCUAAUCCAUUGAUGAUUACUCAAGCUUCUGCAAUUUCUUCAAAUCUUCAUCAAAUGACUCAGUUCAACAAUCAAGAAUUGCAUGCAUUUUCACUCAAAAAAGAGCAGCAAAUUUUCACUAAUUCUUCUUCAGCUCAUCUCCGGCAAGAGUUGCCGCCGUGGCUAGCGUACCCACCACCUCAAGGACCACCACCAAUGGAUCAUCAUCAUCAACAACAACAUCAUCAUAAUCUUUCAUCGUCGUCAUCGUCAAAUUUUGUAAACCAUCAAGAUUUGAGCUCUGCAAACCCUAACCCUAAUCUUGGACCCACUAAUCUCACACACUACCAAGCACCACCAGCACCACACAUGUCAGCGACUGCAUUGCUGCAAAAAGCAGCUCAGAUGGGAGCAACGAUGAGCAGUAAUAAUAAAACAACAACCGCUGGGUUCAUGAUCAGACCGCAUCACGUGACACCAGAUUUGUCUGGGAAUAUGACAAGUGGUGGUGGCUUUGGUCUAAAUUUGUCAUCACGUGAUCAUGAACAACAACAGCUUGUAAGUGGGUCAUCUUCAUCAUCAGCAUUUGCAGGUACUAAUACUACUACCAAUGGCGUUCUUCUUCAAGAAAUGAUGAACUCUCUGUCGUCUGGGUUUCAUCAAGAACCUCAUAAUAAUAAUUCGUUUGAAGAUGCAUUUGUUAGUGGGGUUUUGAAUAAUAAUAGUAACUCUAAAAAAGAUGAUCAUAUCAGCUUUCUUGAUGACGACUCAUCGUCACUGUCAAAAGCUUCAACAUCAACCGUUCAUGGCGGCGGUGGCGGUGGUGAUCAGGGUUUAACCAGAGAUUUCUUGGGGCUUAGGGCAUUUUCUCACAGUGAUAUACUGAGUAUGGCUGGUCUUGGUAAUUGCGUUAAUACUACUGCUUCUCAUGAACAACAGCAGACUCAAAAAUCAUGGCGAGGUUAGCUGAUCGAUCAGUUUUUUUAUUUUUUUUGCUAUAUAGUUUUGGAUGUUUUAGUUUUUAAAUUCUAUUUAAGCUUCCCAAAGGGAUAAACAUAUAUCUCAAACAAAUAUAUGUCCAGAUAGUUCAAUGCCUUAUAUAUGCAGCUACAAUUUUUGCCUUC